Messenger RNA from Tympanuchus pallidicinctus (lesser prairie-chicken), 3349 nucleotides. RefSeq names its product muscular LMNA interacting protein (gene MLIP). The coding region runs from base 141 to 2978 and encodes 945 amino acids. The transcript is spliced from 14 exons. Gene Ontology annotation, biological process: negative regulation of transcription by RNA polymerase II. The record is from RefSeq and is a predicted model, not a curated record. Gene Ontology annotation, cellular component: nuclear envelope; PML body; sarcolemma. Gene Ontology annotation, molecular function: lamin binding; transcription corepressor activity. NCBI's taxonomy places the organism in Eukaryota, Metazoa, Chordata, Aves, Galliformes, Phasianidae.
ACCAGAAAUCACCACCAGUGCUGCCUGAGACUCCUCUCUCCUGACUUCAAAAGUACAGUGACAUCUAACAUGUAAGCAGCCUCAAUCACGUCUGCUUUCCAUAUUAGAAUCGAUUGAUUUGGGUUUUUUCCCUCUGGGAAAUGGAGUUGGGAAAACAUGGAAGAAAAGGAAGAGCAGCCUUAGAGGAAAAGCAAAUGGUCACGUCUCAAGAAUCUGAAGCCAAACCACUGAGGUUCACAUUUGUGCCAUCCAUUGGACAACUUCCCACUCAUUUUGAGGUUGUAGAUGUCUGUAAAUUCCUUGUGACAAUUCCAGAGGAGCCAAAAGAUCUGAGCAAUCAAGAAAUUAUAAAUAAGGCUAAGGUAGCCUCUGAUGAGCUGUCCUUAAACAGUGGAGUCCAGCAAGACUGUGUGCCUGCCAUCUCUCCAAACAGCACCCAAACUGUUCUCCAGUCCCUGGUAUCUUACUCAAGCAGAGGAGAAAUGCAGGAGAAUGAUCUUUUUAAGGCUGAGUUUAUCCUGAUUACGGACUCCGGCGACGAGGAUGAAGCAGGCGCUGCCUCUAUCAAUGCCCAGAGGUCCUCCAAUGGCUAUGGGCCCAUCAGUGCCCAGCUGCUGGCUACGUCCCAUGUCUCUCCUGGCAUGGAGUCAAGGAAGCCUCCCAGCGAUGGGCAUCUUCCAAGUGCUACACUUUCCCACAGCACUGCUGAUCAGCAAAACCAGCAGUUAAUUUCUACUCUUUCCACCUCUGAUCAUCUUUCCUCUAAAUCACCUGCUGUCCACUUAAUUUCUCCAACUAAUCUGAAAGUAGCGUGUGGUGCCAUGGUUAACCUGAAUCAAGCCUCUUCGCUGGAAGACUCCCGUAACAACUGGCAGUCAGCAACUGAGUCUUCUAAGCAAGAUUCGUCUCUCUACUUUCAGUCUGCUUUCCACAGUUCAGCCCCCUCCAUGUCUAAAAUAUCCUGCUCUUCGUCAAAUUGUUGUUACUCCAGCCCUCAACUGUAUGAUAACAUACAAACACCAAAUGGCCAUAUCCCUGGCUGUGUCUGCAAGAUGGGAAACUUCAUUAGAUCUUCUGUUCCAGGAAAGAGUCUGUGUAUUUCCCCCAGUCCUCCACAUUCAGCUGAAAUUCAAGUAUCAUCAGGCCAGCCUUCAUUUUCCUGUUCUUCCAAAAGACUGGAUGCUUUGUCUCCUCUCCCUGUUCAUAUAAUCACACAUGCAUUAUCUCCUAGCCCUAAACCUUUGUCUCCACCCUCUCUUUAUGGCUCAUCUUCGACUAUAGGUAGUAUAAAUGAGCCUUGUACACAAACAUCAUCUAAAGGAAAUUUAACAAGGUCAGGUAUUAGAUCCCCUCUGCCGACCAGACUAACUCUCUUGACUGCCAUUUUGAGAUCAGGCUCUUCUCAGCGGAGACCUCUUUCUCCUGCUUCUUGCCCCACAUUUUCUCCUUCCUCCCUUUGUUCCUCAACACUUGCAAUAGAUCAAAAGUUCAAAACAACUCCCCCAACCCCCAGAAAAUCUGUUUCAAGCCCUCCUAUUAGACCAGAUUCUCCCAGCAAAGAGGGAUAUUGGCCUUCAGGAUGGGCUCAGAACAUGUCUUUACACUCCAAGCCUCGUCCUGCUCCUCGAGCAAAGUCUCUUUCUCCUAAAAAGCACCUUCCAGGCCAAACACUCUCUCCAGACUCCCGAAGUCCCCUCUCAUCCCCCAUCCCUUCCCACAGAAAAUCAGCUGCCUCCACAGGCUGGCAUGCUGCAGUGCCUGCUCCAGCAGUGCCACCAUGUGCCCCAGCAUACCAUUCCCUUGCACACCCAGCCUCUCCUCCCCCCGAAGGCCUAUGUUAUCCUGCCUCCAGGUCCCAGGCACCUCAGAAAUCUCAGAGGGUGCACACUUACUCACCCAUAUUUACCUGUCAGUCAUUUCGUUUGCUUUCUUCUACCGGAAAUGGUGGCAAAGACUUCCCCACCACAGAAAAGCAGUCAUGUCUCUCCCCAGGUCUUUCGAAUUCAGCUUCUACAUUGAAUUCAGAUUCAUACCAAAAGUAUACUCAGGAGCUGAGUGCUUCCUCUCCUGCCCCUUCAAAUCUCUCAAAUCAGUGGUCUCUCUCACAUCCUGAUUCUACUUCACCCUUUCACCAAACUUAUAUUAAUUCACACCCACCACAGCUUCACUCUUCAUUGAUGCACAGAAACUAUAGGUCUAACUCCCUCUCUCCAAGACCUCAGCAAUCUGCCACCUCACCAUUAUUAAAGUGUAGAUCUCCUGUCUCAGACAAGUCACCAUGCACACUGCCAUCAAGACCCCAAGAGCUGACUUCACCACAAUCUUUUUCCCCGCCUCCUGACCAUGAAAACAUCAAACCCAAGCAAUACAAGAUCAAGACAAGCUACAAGGCAUUUGCAGCAAUCCCUACAAACACAUUACUUAUGGAACAGAAGGCAUUAGAAGAGCCGACGAAGGCUGCUGAUGUGACUGAAGGCACUACUUUGGACCAUUCAGAGAUGUGCUCCCCUGCCCAACUCAGACAACAAACAGAAGAGCUGUGUGCUGUCAUUGAUCAAGUCCUGCAGGACCCAUUGACAAUGCGCCGAUGUGAAUCUUCUCCAAGUUUCCUGCAGAUGAACACAGAGUCAGAUGUUGGCAAGGUAUCGACAACAUUGCAGAGAGCAGCUGGACGUGAAACCAGAUAUGCCAAUCUUUACAAAUCGACACCUGUGGUAGCAGAGAGUCAGAUGACAAAACCUGGUGUCAUUCGUCCUGUGCUAGUGAAAGGGAAGAGUGCACAGCAAAAGGAGGAGCUCUAUCAACCCAACCCUUUUAAAAAGUACCUAGAAGAGAUCAGUGAUGGAGAUAUUGAGCAGGUGUCAAUUGCUUUGUUGAUCCUCUUUCUCUCAGCUACAACUGAGUCAUUUACUCCGUUAAGGGAAAGGAGAUUUCUUUUCUGUCCAUCAGAUCAGUCACAGAAGUUCAGAAGCAUGUAGAGGCACAAUUAAUGUCACCGAUGAAAAAGGUUCUGUUUAGCUGUAAUGCCUCAAAUUAGGAUCGAGAGAUCAAACCACAGAGUACUUUUGGGCCUUUUUCUCUGCUGAGAAGGAAUUUACAAUACACGUGUUAUCUAAAGCACCAUUUAAAAAAAAAAUGCUUCCAGUAUGCUAAUUGCUAAUAUUAUUUCAAAAGAUAAUUCUAUGUACUAGCAUAAUUAACCCCUGAGGUACACAUACGAAUGUGCCAUAUUUAUAUACCACUUAUUGAAGUGCUUGCCAGUUUAAAAGAUGCCUAAAAUAACACAGCAUAUUUUAUUUAGAAAUAAUAUAAAUGUCAAAAUUCAAUAAAGGUGUAUUUUUGUUGCAAA